UCCAUGGUCAAACACACUCAUUUGCAGGCUACCCUAAUGGAUUCUUCCGGCGAUUUAGGGCUGCUGCCGCCGCCUCCUCCUCAUCCUCACGAGCUUUCCCCGCACAACCACCACCGCCACCACCUCUGCCCCCGCCAUCACCACCAGCAUCUUCACAUUGUACCCAAUUGCCCACUUCACAGCUUAUUGUUAAAGCCGCCGAGCCAUCACUCGCCUUCCUGCCCUCUUUUCUCCCCUUUCCCUAACCAUCUAAACCCUCAACCCGUUUCCUCUUCCCAAUUUUCAGCCAUUUCGAAUUUACCGGUCCCCUUCCCACUUCACGCUAUGAUGAUGCAAGAGGAGAAUCUGGAGGAAGAACCCGAUGAGGAAGAGGAGCCGAUUUUCGUUCUAACUGAUGAAUGGAGAGACUUUUUUGCUAAAUCUGAGGCUAAACGGAGGGAAGCAAAGAAGCAGGCUAAGAAACACAAGAAUUAGAUGGGGACUUGCCAACACUACUGAGAAUUGCAGCUGCAAAUCGAGAGUUGAAUGGUGAAGAAUUGGGAAGCUGUUCUGUGCCAUUCUUAUCGACUUUAGCAGAUCGACUCACAGUAUAUGGGAAAGUUCUUAAUUCGAUUCCGUGUUUCAUUUUCAACGAAUAUCUUGUUCCAUCAAAGCUCAACAACUCAUAAUAUGCCCUGAUAGAAAUUGCAUUCAAGUUUAGUACUACAAUUUGUACUGCAAAGUACUCUUUCUUUACCAUUUCUCUCAAGUGUCCCUUAGAUUUUGCUCCCCCAUUAGAUCUCUUUUAUUAUGAUGUUAAAUACUCCGUAUCUAAUUUACACUUAUUAAGUGUUAGAAUAAUGGUUAUUUAUUUAAUCGUAA
Ipomoea triloba (trilobed morning glory) is the source of this 861-nucleotide messenger RNA. RefSeq names its product forkhead box protein B2-like. The coding region runs from base 4 to 474 and encodes 156 amino acids. The transcript is spliced from 3 exons. The record is from RefSeq and is a predicted model, not a curated record. NCBI's taxonomy places the organism in Eukaryota, Viridiplantae, Streptophyta, Magnoliopsida, Solanales, Convolvulaceae.